AUGAUGCUAAAGCAUUUCUCGGAGAGAGAAGCUGCUGCUAUAAUGCUAAGACUUGCUAAUGCUAUCAGUUAUUUACAUUCAAAUCAGGUAGUUCAUCGUGAUCUAAAACCAUCAAAUAUAAUGUAUGCAUCGAAGACAGCUGAUCCGGAUUCUAUCAGGAUAAUUGAUUUCGGAUUUGCGAAACAGUUACGUGCUGAAAAUGGUUUACUGAUGACACCAUGUUAUACAGCACAAUUUGUUGCACCGGAAAUUUUAAGAAAGCAAGGAUAUGAUAUGAAUUGUGAUGUUUGGUCACUUGGAGUAUUACUUUUUACUAUGCUUAGUGGUGAAACACCAUUUGCAACAAGUGAAAAUGACUCACCACAAAAAAUUCUGAAACGUGUCGGUGAAGGGAAAUAUUCAUUGAAUGGUCAAGCAUGGAUAAAUAUUUCAGAACAAGCAAAAGAUCUUAUUCGACAGCUUUUACAUGCUGAUCCAUCUAAACGUCUUUCAGCUAAACAAAUUCUUAUUCAUCCAUGGAUUGUACAUUUAAAUUCACUACCAACAAUACGUUUAAAUUUUUUCAAUGAUCCAUUCAAAGUAAUGGAUGCAUUAGACAAAACAUAUCGUGCAUUAACGUGUACAACUACGUCAGUUCCGUUACGACCUGUUAUUGAAUCCGCUUUAGCACGUCGUCGACGUUUAAAUCGAAGGAAAAGUAUUACGGAUGAUAAUGAUGAUAUCAUUAAAGUAGCUAAUUCUGUAAUUACCUAA
Molecule: messenger RNA, 753 nt
Organism: Brugia pahangi
Lineage: Eukaryota; Metazoa; Nematoda; Chromadorea; Rhabditida; Onchocercidae
Source: the annotation of a GenBank genome assembly